AUGCGCGGCGGUCGCCCACGCGCUCGCACCGCGUCCUGCCACCGCUUUCGCGCCAAACUGUUCUCGGUUGUUCGCCGCGUGCCAGUCCUAAACCUAUCCCGCAAAUUCGUCAACAUCAACACUAUGGAAGUCAGACACGCAGAUAAUAAUAUAUUGCCGCCAGAUCAAGUAGCCGAGAACGGUUUCAAUCUUCUCCAGCUCGACCCCUUUCAAGAAAUUGUAAAGCAAGACUCAACGUCGCCCUACACAGCUGCAGAGAAAAAA
Messenger RNA from Brenthis ino (lesser marbled fritillary), 264 nucleotides. NCBI's taxonomy places the organism in Eukaryota, Metazoa, Arthropoda, Insecta, Lepidoptera, Nymphalidae. The record is from the annotation of a GenBank genome assembly.